CCCCGGAAGUUGCUGCUGGCUCCAGCCACGCUGCGGGUCGCGUCUCCCCGCCAUUAAAGGCUCUGCGUGGCUCUGCAGCCUCUUCUGUCAGGUUGUGACCUUACCGACCGCGGGAGUCAUAGGAAGGAGCUUAGGGGACCCAGUAAAUGUAGGAAUGGACUCAGUGGCCAUUGAGGAUGUGGCUGUGAACUUCACCCCAGAGGAGUGGGCUUUACUGGAUCCUUCACAGAAGAAACUCUACAGAGAUGUGAUGUGGGAAACCUUCAGGAACCUGGCCUCUGUAGGAAAAAGAAGGGAAGAUCAUGACAUUGAAGAUGAGUACAAAAGCCAGGGGAGAAGACUAAGAAGUCAUAUGGUAUUGAGACUCUGUGAAAGUGAAGAGGGUAGUCAGUGUGGAGAAAACUUCAUCCUUAUUCCAAAUGUUGAUCUGAACAAGAAAACUAGUGCAGCAAAACCAUGUAAAGAUAGAGCCUGUGGAAAAGUCUUCAUGCGUCAUUCAUCCAUUAAUAGGCACGUUACUGGUCACACUGAACACAAACCAUAUGACUGUGAAAAAUAUGGGGAGAAGAAAUAUAAAUGUAAGGAAUGUGGGAAAGCCUUCGUUUUUCCCAGUGCUCUUCGAAGACAUGAAAGAACUCAUACUGGAGAGAAACCCUAUGAAUGUAAAAAAUGCAGUAAAGCACUGGCUUCAUCCAAGUCUCUUCAAAUACAUGAAAGAAGUCAUACUGGAGAGAAACCAUAUAAAUGUAAAAAAUGCAAUAAAGCAUUCAUUUCUUCCAGGUGUCUUCAAACGCAUGAAAGAACUCAUACUGGAGAGAAACCAUAUAAAUGUAAAAAAUGCAGUAAAGCAUUCAUUUAUUCCAAGUCUCUUCAAUUACAUGAAAGAAAUCAUACUGGAGAGAAACCCUAUCAGUGUAAAGAAUGUGGGAAAGCCUUUAUAGCUCCCUCAGGCCUUCGAUCACACAUGAUCUGUCACACUGGAGAUGGACCUUAUAAAUGUAAGGAAUGUAAGAAAGUAUUUGUUUCUCCUAGUGCACUUCGAAUACAUGAAAGGAGUCACACUGGAGAGAAACCCUAUGAAUGUAAAAAUUGUGGUAAAGCAUUCAGUCAUCCCAGAAAUCUUCGAGUGCAUGAAAGAUGUCACACUGGAAAGAAACCCUAUGAAUGUAAGGACUGUGGGAAAGACUUUAUUGCUCUCACCACCCUUCAAGUUCACAUGAUCACUCACACUGGAGAUGGACCUUAUAAAUGUAAGGAAUGUGGGAAAGUUUUCGUUCAUCCCAGUUCAUUUCAAAUACAUGAAAGGAGUCAUACUGGAGAGAAACCAUACGAAUGUAAAGAAUGCAGCAAAGCAUUCAGUUGUACCAGUUCUCUUCGAGUACAUGAAAGAAUUCAUACAGGAGAGAAACCAUAUGAAUGUAAAAAGUGCAGUAAAGCAUUCAUUCAUUCCAAGUCUCUUCGAGUACACGAAAGAAAUCAUACUGGGGAGAAACCCUAUCAGUGUAAAGAAUGUGGGAAAGCCUUUACAGCUCCCUCAAGCCUUCAAUCACACAUGAUCUGUCACACUGGAGAUGGACCUUAUAAAUGUAAGGAAUGUAAGAAAGUAUUUGUUUUUCCUAGUGCACUUCGAAUGCAUGAAAGGAGUCACACUGGAGAGAAACCCUAUGAAUGUAAAAAUUGUGGUAAAGCAUUCAGUCAUCCCAGAAAUCUUCGAAUGCAUGAGAGAUGUCACACUGGAAAGAAACCCUAUGAAUGUAAGGACUGUGGGAAAGACUUUAUUGCUCUCACCACCCUUCAAGUUCACAUGAUCACUCACACUGGAGAUGCACCUUAUAAAUGUAAGGAAUGUGGGAAAGUAUUCAUUCAUCCCAGUUCAUUUCAAAUACAUGAAAGGAGUCAUACUGGAGAGAAACCAUAUGAAUGUAAAGAAUGCAGCAAAGCAUUCAGUUGUACCAGUUCUCUUCGAGUACAUGAAAGAAUUCAUACAGGAGAGAAACCAUAUGAAUGUAAAAAAUGCAGUAAAGCAUUCAUUUAUUCCAAGUCUCUUCGAGUACACGAAAGAAAUCAUACUGGGGAGAAACCCUAUCAGUGUAAAGAAUGUGGGAAAGCCUUUACAGCUCCCUCAGGCCUUCGAUCACACAUGAUUUGUCACACUGGAGAUGGACCUUAUAAAUGUAAGGAAUGUAAGAAAGUAUUUGUUUUUCCUAGUGCAUUUCGAAUACAUGAAAGGAGUCACACUGGAGAGAAACCCUAUGAAUGUAAAGAAUGUGGCAAAGCAUUCAGUUGUACCAGUUCUCUUCGAGUACAUGAAAGAAUUCAUACAGGAGAGAAACCAUAUGAAUGUAAAAAAUGCAGUAAAGCAUUCAUUUCUUCCAGUUCUCUUCAAGUACAUGAAAGAAUUCAUACUGGAAAGUAACCCUUUGAAUGUAAGGAAUGUGGAAAAGCCUUUAGAGAUCCUUCAAGCCUUCAAUCACACGAUUGUUCACACUGGAGAUGGACUUUACAAAUGUAAGGAAUGUGAGAAAGCAUUCAUGUAUCCCAGAUUACUCCGAAGACAUGAAACAAAUCACACUGGAGUGAAAACCUAUGAAUAUAAAGAAAAUGGGAAAGUCUUCAGUUCUCAUCAAAUUUUCCAAAUACAUGAAAGAGAUCAUACUGGAUAGAAACCGUAUGAAUAUGCAAAAUAUAGUAAAGCAUUUGUUUUCCCAGUUCUCUCUGAAGAAUUGAAAGAACUCGUACUGGAGAGAAACCCUGUGAAUAACAGGAAAGUGGGAAAGCUUUUGUUUGUCAUGCAAACUUUUGAGGAUAUGGGAGAAUGCACACUAGAAGAAAAACCAUGUAAAAGUAAUGAACGUGGUAAGACUUUUGUCAUCCCAGAUCUUAAUGAAGGCAUAAAAAGAGUCCCUUGGUUCCAACAUCUUGGAUGUGAACAACACAGGAAAGACAUCACAUGGCUUACACCAUUAUAUGUGUAAUUCCCACUAAAAAGAAAUACAAAUAUAAGUCAUGAGAAAAUUUGAUGGGAAUUAAUGUGUAGGCUGUUCUAGAAAACUUGCAACAUGAAAGAGUUGUUAUGAAAUUUGUAAACCUAUUGUGCUUACCAAGGAUCUUUCUUAAAGUGUGACAUUGGAUUGUGGAUUUCUAUUAAGUGCUUUCAGAAAUGAAGAUUGAGGUGAGAUCAUUCUGCAAGUCAUCCUUCAUCAAUAGUACAUAAGAUUACUAAGUAGUGGUUUUUCCUUAAAUCAACUGAUAAUAUUUUCUCUUCAAUUUUUUUAUAGUGUAUUCAUUUUUCUGUGUUUAGGGACAAUUGAGAAUGACAGUUUGUAUUUGUUGGGAUUUUCUUACUGUCUUUGUAUUGCAGUUCCCAGAUAUGCCUAAUCCAUUGUAUAUAUUGUGCCUUUCUUAGAGAAAGCUCCUUUUCUGGGGCAGUGGGUAUAGUAGACUUUUUUUAUUUUCUAUACUAUUAAACAGUUGGAAUAAAUUUUGAUGUAUGGCAAGUGUAUCAAAGAGUA
Diceros bicornis minor is the source of this 3512-nucleotide messenger RNA. RefSeq names its product zinc finger protein 709-like. The record is from RefSeq and is a predicted model, not a curated record. The coding region runs from base 155 to 2416 and encodes 753 amino acids. Gene Ontology annotation, biological process: regulation of DNA-templated transcription. The transcript is spliced from 4 exons. NCBI's taxonomy places the organism in Eukaryota, Metazoa, Chordata, Mammalia, Perissodactyla, Rhinocerotidae.